CAAGCGCAGGCGAGGAGGCUGGGGGCGGGGGCGUGGUUGGGGGGAGGAGUAGGAGAAGACAAAAGCCGAAAGCGAGGAGGGCUCCGGCCGCACACACCGGCAGCCGGCGCAGGGAGGCCGCAGUGCACGGGGUAUCCCUGUCUGCAAGCAGCAUGGGGAAGGGGGGGAACCAGGGCGAGGGGGCCACCGAGCGCGAGGUGCCGAUGCCCACGUUCAGCUGGGAGGAGAUUCAGAAGCACAACCUGCGUACCGACAGGUGGCUCGUCAUUGACCGCAAGGUCUACAACAUCACCAAAUGGUCCAGCCGGCACCCGGGGGGCCAGCGGGUCAUCGGGCACUACGCGGGGGAAGAUGCUACGGAUGCCUUCCAUGCCUUUCACCGCGACCUUAAUUUCGUGAGCAAGUUCUUGAAGCCCCUGCUGAUCGGCGAGCUGGCCCCGGAGGAGCCCAGCCAGGACCGCGGCAAGAACUCCCAGAUCACCGAGGACUUCCGGGCCCUGAGGAAGACUGCUGAGGACAUGAACCUGUUCAAGAGCAACCACCUGUUCUUCCUCCUCCUCCUGGCCCACGUCAUCGCCAUGGAGAGCAUCGCGUGGUUCACCGUCUCUUACUUCGGCAAUGGCUGGAUCCCAACUGUCAUCACGGCCUGUGUGCUUGCUACCUCUCAGGUCCAAGCUGGAUGGCUGCAACACGACUACGGCCACCUCUCUGUCUAUAAGAAAUCCAUGUGGAACCACUUGGUCCACAAGUUCGUCAUUGGCCACUUAAAGGGUGCCUCGGCCAACUGGUGGAACCAUCGCCACUUCCAGCAUCACGCCAAGCCCAACAUCUUCUACAAGGAUCCAGAUGUGAACAUGCUGCAUGUGUUUGUCCUGGGCGAAUGGCAGCCCAUUGAGUAUGGCAAGAAGAAGCUAAAGUACCUGCCCUACAACCACCAGCAUGAAUACUUCUUCCUGAUUGGGCCUCCGCUGCUCAUCCCUACGUACUUCCAGUACCAGAUCAUCAAGACCAUGAUCGUUCGCAAAGACUGGGUGGACCUGGUCUGGGCCAUCAGCUACUAUGCCCGAUUCUUCAUCACCUACGUCCCUUUCUAUGGCAUCCUGGGAGCCAUCCUUUUCCUCAACUUCGUCAGGUUCCUGGAAAGCCACUGGUUUGUGUGGGUCACGCAGAUGAAUCACAUCGCCAUGGAGAUUGACCGCGAGCCGUACCGAGACUGGUUCAGCAGCCAGCUGUCAGCCACCUGCAACGUGGAGCAGUCCUUCUUCAAUGACUGGUUCAGUGGGCACCUCAACUUCCAGAUCGAGCACCACCUCUUUCCCACCAUGCCCCGGCACAACUUCCACAAGGUCGCCCCCCUGGUGAAGUCUCUGUGCACCAAGUACGGUAUCGAGUACCAGGAGAAGCCACUGCUGAGGGCUCUGCUGGACAUCAUCAAGUCCCUGAAGAAGUCUGGGGAGCUGUGGCUGGACGCCUACCUCCACAAAUGAAGCCGCAGCUCUUGGGGCACCCAGGGGGAAGGGGGAGCAGGCGGGCGUGAUGGCCCAGGGAGGGGGGGUUUGUUCUGAGGGGUAUCCGUGAGGCUGGGGCUCACAGACCUCAGUUUUGGUCUUUCUGUUGUUUUCUCUCCUUUUCCCCUUCACUUCUCCCUCC
Ceratotherium simum simum (southern white rhinoceros) is the source of this 1650-nucleotide messenger RNA. RefSeq names its product fatty acid desaturase 2 (gene FADS2). Gene Ontology annotation, biological process: lipid metabolic process. Gene Ontology annotation, cellular component: membrane. Gene Ontology annotation, molecular function: oxidoreductase activity, acting on paired donors, with oxidation of a pair of donors resulting in the reduction of molecular oxygen to two molecules of water. NCBI's taxonomy places the organism in Eukaryota, Metazoa, Chordata, Mammalia, Perissodactyla, Rhinocerotidae. The record is from RefSeq and is a predicted model, not a curated record.